Gossypium raimondii (Peruvian cotton) is the source of this 2249-nucleotide messenger RNA. Its product is annotated as type I inositol polyphosphate 5-phosphatase 10. Lineage: Eukaryota; Viridiplantae; Streptophyta; Magnoliopsida; Malvales; Malvaceae. The transcript has 10 exons. Bases 632 to 2071 code for a protein of 479 amino acids. Gene Ontology annotation, biological process: phosphatidylinositol dephosphorylation. Gene Ontology annotation, molecular function: inositol-polyphosphate 5-phosphatase activity; phosphatidylinositol-3,4,5-trisphosphate 5-phosphatase activity; phosphatidylinositol-4,5-bisphosphate 5-phosphatase activity. The record is from RefSeq and is a predicted model, not a curated record.
CAACCAAGCAAUAACCCAAAAAAAAAAAAAUCCACUCUUAUAUUUUUAUUAAUAUUAAUACUAAUAUGGGUUCUGAAUAUUGUCUUUGAACAUUUGGGUUUUUUCUUUUUCAUUUUAUUUUCUCGAGAAAAUCUCUCUCUCAAAAUCCGACUGAACAAACAACAACCACCCCCCCCCCCAAAAAAAAUAAUAACCCAAUGUUUAUAUUUUAUUUAACAUUCAUGGAAACAAAGCAAAUUUGGGUUCUUGUCUUUGAACAAUAAAUCUAAAGGCAGACAGCUUUUUGGGAAACUCCAAUACUUUUGUAUUUUUGUUAUUGUUUUACUUUAACCCCAAUUGGUCAUUGGGUUUCAAUUCAACCACCAAUUCUAGAACACUUAAAAAGAAAAUCAUCCCAACAUUCUUACAUUUUUUCAGGGUUUCUUCUUUCUUUUUCUUUUGACCCUUUUUGUCCCCUUCAACUCCUUCUUUUGACUAAGUUUUUCUCAUAUUGGGAGGUAUCAAAUAUAUAUAGACAAUUAAUUUAUUUAUAUAUAUUUAUAUAUGUUUGCUUCAGUUGACUUCUUCCUUCCUUCCAUGAAAACUGAUUGAUUUCUAAAUAGAAAGUAAUUUAAAGGGUUUUAAUUUGGUGAUGAUUGGAGUUGGAUUUUCUGGCAUUACACUAAUGAAUCAAGACAGAACAAACCAGCAGGCUUCAUCUUUGAUUGGUAAAAUAUUGAGUGUGAAGGGAAGAAAUCAAAGUAAUAAAGAGAUUGAAGUGAGAUUUGAUUCUUCAGAAGAACAAUAUGAUUUACCACAUCAACCUUUGCUUUCGAGAGAAAAAAGCACGAAAGCUGCUAGUGAGAAUAUAUCUUUCCGUGUCUUCGUUGCGACAUGGAAUGUAGGAGGUAAAUCUCCAGAUAGCAAACUCAACCUCGAUGAUAUUCUUCAAGUUCGUGAAGAAUCAGACAUAUAUGUGUUAGGUUUUCAGGAAAUCGUUCCGUUGAAUGCUGGAAAUGUGCUUGUGAUCGAAGACAACGAGCCUGCGGUGAAAUGGCUCACCUUAAUAAACCGGUCACUAAACAAGGCGAAUUAUGUUCCUUUAAGAGGACCCAGACCCGUUGGUUCACCCGAGGGUUCACUGGUUUUCCCUAAAAUUAAACUUAGAAAGGCCAGCAAAGCUUUGAGGACAGAGAAUAAACGGAAGCUGAAGAGCUGCAACUGUCCUAUAGGUUUGGAAAGGAAGAAUAGCAAAGAAUUCUGUUUCCGGUGCCCUCAAUCGCAAACGAAUGAAAAUGAUAUUUCAUCCGAAGAUGAUGAAGACGGACCUAACGGUCCUUCUAGUGCAAACUCGAUUAAGUAUAGCCUUGUAGCAAGCAAGCAAAUGGUCGGAAUUUUUCUCACGGUAUGGAUGAGGAAAGAGCUUGUACAAUACGUAAGCCACCUACGGAUAUCCUGCGUAGGUCGCGGUAUUCUCGGGUGCCUUGGCAACAAAGGCUGUAUAUCAGUGAGCAUGCUUUUCCACAAGACAGCAUUAUGUUUCUUGUGCAGUCAUUUGGCAUCUGGAGAAAAAGAAGGCGAUGAACUUCGGAGAAAUUCGGAUGUCAUAGAGAUACUUCGGAACACGCAGUUUCCAAGGAUCUGCAAAACAUCGAACAGUAGGGUGCCAGAAAAAAUUCUGGAUCAUGAUCGGGUCAUAUGGCUAGGGGAUUUGAACUACAGGAUAGCUUUAAGCUACUCUGAUACCGGAAAGCUUCUAAAAGAGAGAGCCUGGGAUACAUUGUAUAACAAUGAUCAGCUAAAGAUCGAAAGAGAGGCGGGGCGAGUAUUCAAGGGAUGGAAAGAAGGAAAAAUAUACUUUGCACCAACUUACAAAUACUCUCUUAACUCGGACAUCUAUGCCGGAGAGACCGUUGAAACUAAAAACAAAAGGAGAACUCCAGCUUGGUGUGACAGAAUACUAUGGCGUGGAAGUGAAAUAUAUCAGCUUUCGUAUGAACGGAAAGAAUCAAGGUUUUCCGAUCAUCGGCCGGUUUGUGCGACAUUUUGGGUGAGCGUUGAAGCAAUGGAGGAUGGAUCAAAGAGAAGAUGACCUUUUGUUAAAUAGACAGGAAGAAGAAAUCAAUUUCCAAAAAGAAAAAAAAAUCAUAAAAUCUGGUUAUUUUCUACAAUUAUUCCAUGUUUAGGCAUACAGCAAAUGUAAAUUAAAUCACUUUGAAAAUUAAAAAUAAUUAUUCUGCUAAGAUCAUAAAAACUUAUUAUUUGUUCUA